AAUAAAAUCUCGCUGUACUGUACGCAGUGCAGCGUUUUAAACUUCACCUGAUAAUCUCUCGCCUGUAAAAUCCCUAAGCCUUUCGUCCUGUCUGAGUUGUGCGACAAAAAUGGCGAACCGUACGGACCCAGCAGCGAAGAGCAUCAGAGGAACGAACCCUCAAAACUUGGUGGAAAAGAUCGUACGAUCAAAGAUAUAUCAGAACACGUACUGGAAGGAACAAUGUUUCGGAUUGACGGCGGAGACGCUCGUUGACAAAGCUAUGGAACUCGACCACCUUGGCGGAACCUUCGGCGGCAACCGGAAACCAACACCCUUCAUGUGUCUCAUCAUGAAAAUGCUUCAAAUCCAGCCGGAGAAAGAUAUCGUCGUUGAGUUCAUCAAAAACGACGAUUACAAGUAUGUUCGUGUUCUGGGAGCCUUUUAUUUGCGACUUACUGGGACUGAUGUUGAUAUCUAUCGUUACCUUGAGCCAUUGUACAAUGACUAUAGAAAGUUGAGACGAAAGUUAGCAGAUGGAAAUUUUUCUUUGACUCAUGUGGAUGAGGUAAUUGAUGAACUUCUGACAAUAGAUUACUCAUGUGACAUUGCUUUGCCUCGCAUUAAGAAAAGAUGGAAUCUUGAGACCAUUGGUGCACUGGAGCCUAGAAAGAGUGUUUUGGAAGAUGACUUCGAAGAGGAGGAAGAGAAAGAGGAAAAUGAUCAGCUUGAUGAUGGAAUGGAAGACGAGGCUUAUGAAAAGGAUUAUCACCAUGGGAGAAGCCCUGCAAGGGACAGAGAUAGGGAUAGAGAUAGGGACAGGGACAGAGAUAGAGAUAGAAGACGCGACAGUUACAGAUACAGGGAUCGUGAUUAUGAUAGGGAUAGGGACUAUGACAGGGAUCGGGACUACGAUAGAGAUUAUGACAGGGAAAGAGGACGUGGUCGAGAUAGGGAUAGGGGGAGGGAUAGAGACAGGGAUCGGUAUCGAUUGAGAGAAGAGAAGGAAUAUGGUCGUGAGAGGGAGCGAGAAAGAGAGAGGGAAGGGAGGGAUAGGGACCGUGAUAGACGAGAUAGGGAUCGUGGAAGGCGGAGGAGCCGUUCUAGGAGCCCUAGCCCCAGUAGGGAUCGCAAGAGAUAUGCUCGCAGCAGCAUGAGUCCUAGAAGACAUGCAGAGGAACCAGAGGAUGCCGGCACCCGUGCAGAGCCAAAGAAGAAGAAAGAGAAGAAGGAAAAGAAGGAUGAUGGGACAGACCAUCCAGAUCCAGAAAUUGCUGAGGCUAACAGGAUACGAGCAUCCCUUGGGUUGAAACCGUUAAAGUUAUAAUCUUAUAGAAGAUGAAAUCUUUUGGUGUUCAAACUAUGUAUACAUUUAGACAUUGGAUAGAGAGGCAUUUUCUUGCACUAUUUUGCUCAUUUCUUGUUGAACCGUGAUUAUCUUAUAUUCUGUAAAUGCUUGUUGAGGAGCUUUGUAAUUCAACACCCCAAUGCUUGUUGCCUUAGCUCUAAGAUUUGGUUCUGAGAUUUAUCUGUAACCAUGAGUGGCCAAACAAAGCCCAAAUCACAUUUUCCUGGAAAUAAUUUAUCAGAAUGUUUGAUGCUAUUGAUGCAAA
Molecule: messenger RNA, 1592 nt
Organism: Mangifera indica (mango)
Lineage: Eukaryota; Viridiplantae; Streptophyta; Magnoliopsida; Sapindales; Anacardiaceae
Product: pre-mRNA-splicing factor 38
Exons: 6
Coding region: 110-1306 (398 amino acids)
Cellular component (GO): precatalytic spliceosome
Source: RefSeq, a predicted model, not a curated record